Tachysurus vachellii is the source of this 1287-nucleotide messenger RNA. RefSeq lists its product as uncharacterized. Gene Ontology annotation, cellular component: plasma membrane. Bases 153 to 1274 code for a protein of 373 amino acids. NCBI's taxonomy places the organism in Eukaryota, Metazoa, Chordata, Actinopteri, Siluriformes, Bagridae. The record is from RefSeq and is a predicted model, not a curated record. The transcript is spliced from 6 exons.
UCUAUUUUUACAUCUGUACCAAACACAGCACUCCUGCCCUCCUCAAAAGCUCAUCACUCAUCAUCUCAUCCAUGACACUUUCUCUCUAUAACCUUCUUUCCAGACUUCACCUCAUUUGAAUUUUCUUGCUCUUGCUCGUAUCUUGGACCGUCAUGCUGAAGCUGGUGUCCAGACGCAGCCGCUCUCUGCUGUCUCUCUGUCUAACCUCUCUGGCCCUGACUCUCUCUGUGCUGGCUUUCUGCACCUCCUACUGGUGUGAGGGGACACACAAAGUGGUAAAACCGCUCUGUUUGUCUCCUGUGAAGAUGAAGAACUGUGGACAGAACAUCAGCCAGCCUUAUACCACCGAGAGCCCAACUCCAGACCCCAAAACUCCUGAGACCAAUGCGACAGUUUCUCUGAAGCAGAAAGAGGAGCAAGUCCUAAUGAAGGCAAAGAAGCUGGCCAAUGCAGUACACUAUAUCUGGGAAACAGGAGAGGACAAAUACAUGCUUAGAUACUUUCACACCGGAUUCUGGCUCUCUUGUGAGAAACACCAUAGUGGUGAAGGAGAGAAAUGUCGAAGUUUCAUCGAGCUGACUCCUGAAGAAGCACAAGGGGUUCUUUGGCUCUCCUUGUUUUCUGAGUUCAUGUAUAUCACUCUGCUGGCCAUGGGAUUUCUUAUGAUGUGGAUGGAGUUGCUGUUUCUUUGCUUGAAUAAGGAGAUGUAUGCACUCAAGAUCAAUGCCUUUGCUGCCAUUUGCACCGUUCUCUCAGGAAUGAUGGGGAUGGUAGCACAUAUGAUGUACACUACAGUAUUUCAGCUGACUGUGAGCAUCGGUCCUAAAGACUGGAGACCUCAGACCUGGGACUAUGGCUGGUCAUUUGCACUAGCUUGGAUUUCUUUCAGCUGUUGCAUGGCUGCGGCUGUCUUCACCCUAAACUCCUACACCAAGACCGUGAUUGAGAUGAAGCACCGUGCUCGUAUUUACCUGGAAGACGCUACCAGCCAUGCCCCACCUUAUGACGAUAUAAUCAUGGCCGGGGCUAGCCGCAGCAUCUACUCUAUCAACCUUCCUCUUCAUCACUGCCAACAAGGGAAGCUGAUUGAUACCACAUGGUCAUCUAGAAAGGAGAGACUUCCUAGGUUGAUGAUGGAAGGAAUGAACGCUGAGGGACUGCUGAUGCUGGGAAGGUGUGGGACGCAGGGCUGCGAAGACUGCGAGAGAGAAAUGGACAAGAUUACGAAUGUUUUGGAGAAAGACGGCGACGACGAGGAAGAUGAAAUAUGCUGAGAUGACAUGGGAG